This is a messenger RNA of Stegodyphus dumicola, 1268 nucleotides long. RefSeq lists its product as uncharacterized. The record is from RefSeq and is a predicted model, not a curated record. Lineage: Eukaryota; Metazoa; Arthropoda; Arachnida; Araneae; Eresidae.
ACAUCGUUGCUUUUAGCUUUGGAUUUUGCUACAAAACCUAGCAGUAGUAAUGGUAUGAAAGUUGUUCCCAAUGUGCCACUGAUAGAAAUUUUCAAACCAAGGGAAAGAACAGAUGAGGUCGAUAUUGAAUACCAGGCUUUGGAAGCCUCAUUUUUUACCAAUGUUUUUAGAAAUAUGUUAGCAACAUUCGUCGGGAACUGGAAAACUGAAAACUUUUUUGAAACAUAUCAGAAAUUAUAAUCUUUUCGUAAAAAGCAAAAUUUAUUUUGUCCAAUUUGAUGAAGAUCUGAGAAGACACGAAGAUACUUAUUGGUAUGAAUCAUGGCGCACUUUUUUCCAAGAUGAGCUUAUGCUAAAGUUAGCUCUUGAGUUAAUAAAGAUAUUCUUCGAAAGACAUGACCAAGAUUCCUGCCUCGUUGCCGAAUUCUUUCACACAUUUUGCAUCUCAUAUCGAACUCAAGAAUAUCUAUUCUUUAAGUGUAAACCUCAAAUAACGGAGUAUAUUUUGUAUCAUUUGCAGAAAGCAAAGGUUCAUGUAAAUGAUGUCUUCAAUUCUGAGCCACGUCUGAUGUAUCUGCUACGAGAAAUCGUGGAAAAGAAGCUGGACAACUUGUUGUUGCUUCUCAAGUACGACUCUGGAAAUAUAUACCCAUUCUUGGAUAAUGAAGGGCUAAAGGAGUUGGCGAGUGAGGUUCGAUUACACAGACGCCCGCUAUUUUGGGAAUCCUGUAGGCGAGUCAAGGUGGCAGUGAUAGCAGAUGCGAAGCUGUUAAAGAACAGAGAGGUUUAUAUUCUUGAGGUCGUUCUCUCGUUUUUAGAUCAUAUUAUCGGAGCUCCUUCAUUUGAAACCUAUUGCAAGAUCCUGAGGUUCAUCUGGAGAUCCAUUCCUGAUGCUUAUAUUUCAUACGAAGAGAUGAGACAUGUACCUCUCGUACUUCAAGGCGAGUGCGACAAAUGUGUGGAAGACAUUAUCGAGGAGAUUCAGAAGCGUGACUUCGAAAACUUUACUGCCAUCCCUCAACCCAGGAGUCUGAUGCAUUAUUCCCGAUGCACAAUCAGACGCGCGCUGAAUUGCAAUUUACAACUGCCACAAGGGAUUGAACAAUUAGGUCUGCAUAGACGAAUGCAGUCCUACCUGAAAAUCGAAUAUUAGUUUUCGAGUAUGUCUUGUUUCAAGAUCAUAUAGUUUGUCUUGUAGUAAAUACUGUGUUUCUCUACAUGUAAAGUAAAAUAUUUUUAUACAAGAAAUAAAACUUUCUUGAAAAUGA